CGGCGCAGGUAGACAGACGGGCGACAGUCAGUUAGUCAGUCGGUGAGACCGGGGACGGAAGGGUGUAAGAGGAUCGGCGAGAGAGUAAGGGGAGGAAAAAAAAAUAAAUAGCAAAAGGUAAAAGAAAACCGCGAGCGGGAGCGAAAAGGGGUGAAAACAGUGGCAUACAAAGAAAGGCAAAAAGAAGGCGGGAGGGUGAAAAGCACGGGAAAUACGGCGGGAAGGAGAGGAAGAUAGAGGGUAAGAGAGAAGAUCGUAGGUGCGCUGGCCCCCCGUACCGGAGUCCGCAUUCGCCGCACAAAAGCACAACUUGCGCACUGUUGCACCGCGUUACCAAGCUACUGCGCGAGCAACCGAACUGUGCCGCUCGGCCACCCCUGCCGAGCAGUCGAGUGCUUUCGUGCGGGGUGUUUACGUCGUCGCGCGGGAUAAACACACACGUUGUCGCGGCUCGCUCUUGUAGCUCUGUCCUACGCACUCCUGCUCCCCUUUCUCUUUCGAUCGGCGUGGAUCAGCUGGAACGUUGACGCUCGGUCCAUCGCCCUCGCGUAGCUCGAGUGGACGUCCUACGUCGUGCGGAUGUGAGAAAACAGUUUCGCGGAGACGAGCGUGAUUGCUGAUCGCCGACCGUGAUCAAACGCGGCAAAGCUACGCGCGUACGGAUACGGUAGAACGGUAGAAUGUCCAAUUUGAACUACUAAUCACUUCGGCUUUAGCGCUCACCCACGGAUUACAGAGACAGCUUUCUUCACCGAACCGUGACAGUUCAGACCGUUGUUGCCGUAUUUACGUAAAUGCGUUUCGAGUAAGUCCGUAAAUUUCGCGACUUGGAACUUUAUAUCGCGUUGUGGCAGUCACGUUGGCGUGGCGUGCUCGCGAGAAAUUGGGAGAUUAGGAUCGCUAGCUCGGGGGAUUCGCUAAAUCGACGGGGUAGAGAAGCGGUGGCGGCGGGCACCGUGACAGUGCAGCAGUGUGCGACGAAGGCUGCAAUGAUACGUGACUGACUUAACCCUGAGCUCGCUUUCGUAUGUAUAUACGUCGGUACAGCUUCGAGUGGAACUCUCACGUUACCGCGAAUUGAACCGCGUGAGUGGAACGCGGCAGGGAAAGAGACGGAGAAAGAGAGACAGAGAGAGACACGUUGAUCUCGUCAUUGUUCGCGCUGGAUGUCACUACGUCAUCGCGUUGUAAGGUGUACGUGUGCGGACGUACGUAAUCGUCGUUUGUGCCUGACGUACACUCGCGCGGCAAAGUGACUACCCCGAAGUGCAGCGGUGAUAAGAAGAUACAGCCACGCGACGUGAUCGUUAGCAUAAAUGACAAGCGGAGCCAGGGCAUCGAACUGAGGACGAUUUCUGACUUAUCCAACGGGAAUCACAACAGCUCAGCUGAAUACGCGGACGCUAAUAAGCAGAUUCUGACCACCAGUCUGUCGCAUCACUAUGCUGCAGUGAUGGACAGCGAGGGCACGUUAGGCCGCGGUCAUGCAAAUGGGGGCCGUGGGCUGCGCCGUCAGCGGUCCCUGGAAUGGAGAGAACGGCGCGGUUAUGGAGCUAGUGCCCAAUCCAGCAGCGACGAUGAAGAUAACGCACGUCACGCGGUAGGGCCCGUGUCGAGCUCGUCUGUUACAAGAGGCGCGCGUAGUCCCGGUCAAGUCUUUGCCUCCAUUUUGGCACAACAAUACGGCAAUGCGGGAGACAGAUCGUACCGUACGGGAUCCGACACGGAAGGCGCAGCAACCACGGACAACCCGACCACGCCAUUUCCUACGCCGCCCCCAACCUUGACACCGAAUCAUCGGCAAGCCUCUCCGUUUCCCCUCGAAAGCACAAACUCUCGCCGGCAUCAUUAUAACGGCAGCAUAUCUUCCGAGAGAUCUCGCAACGGCAAUGGUGAGACCGUUUACGCGGCGUCCACGAAAAAGGCGACUUCCGGCGGCGGAACUUUAGGUCGAAGAACACGUCGAGGUCACGCGAGCGCCUUGAGCAGUAGCUCCACCGCGAGCGAUCGUUCCGAAACUGUCUUCCCCGAUGAACACGCUCGCAUGCAUCUUACCAAUGAUGCCGGUAGGGAUUCUCCUCCGGAACCUGCCCCGCCGGAAGUUCCACCACGUGGACCAUCUUUGCACGCAACGCAUACUUUACGCACGCAACAAAACCGAAAUGGUUGUCCACCGAACGCAUCAGGAAAUUUCACUGUGCCAAGUGAUCAAAUGCCGACCGAUUCGUAUUCGGAGUACUUGAUGUCAGGAAGUCCACGGAGUUAUCCAGCACGAUCCCCGGGGGUUGCUUCCACGCCAACCGUGACCAGGCUUCCGCCACCGCAACAGCAAGUGACGGUGGGUUCUCUGGGCGGCGGUUUAGGCGGCGCCGGAAAUGGCGGUACCGCCACGGUAGGCGCACAGGGCCAAGCCAUGGUGAUGCCGGGUUUUCCACUUCGCGCCGCAGCCGUGCCGCACUACUCCCCGUAUUCGCCGUCGCGCUUUCACAUCGAUAAACGUUGUCAGCACAGGUGCUCCUGGAAAUGCUUCUCGAUCGCCUUGAUCCUCGUGGCCGUGGCGCUAACGGCGAUGCUGGCAUACUUCGCUGCAGUGAGCUCUAUGCGCCCGAUAGACAGUACUAACUGCAUCCUGGUUCAAGAUAUCAAGGCUGUCACUCACGAAAACGCACACAUUCACGAUUCGAUAUCCACGCAGAUUCCCACAGAAGAAUCCUUGCCGACGAGUACGGCGGAGCAUUCGAGCGCCGCUGACAGCGCCAACGAUCAGCAAAGCGAUCCGCAGCAGACUCAGCAGUCUGCACAGCAAUGGCCGGCUGUGCUGGAGCUACAGGCCUACAAUGUCGCGCACUCCUCCGUCAUUCAGCCGUACACCUUCUGGAACACCGAGUUCCGCAACAAGCAGCAGGCGUUCCUCAGGCUGAAUCUGACUCUGCCAUGGGGUGCGAAUUUCGCCGUGUAUGGCAGGCGAAACGUCGCGCCCAGCGUCACGCAAUACGAUUUCGUAGAGUUCGUGAAGGGUGGCAGGAUAGUCCACAGAUUGAAGAGGGACGUUACCGCGGAAGCGGUCAGUUUUAUGAAAUCCGGCAGCUCACAGGACAUUCACAUAGAGCGUGCGAUGCAACCGGUCAUAUCCUAUCAGCAUGUACUCGUAAAGAGGACCAUUAUAGAGCCACUCAACACGGUUAACGUUAGUCUGCUGCAGUACUUUGACACCGGCGACUGGUUCCUGUCCGUAUAUAAUGACGAGCUGCAGCCUCACAAGGUCACCUUGGUCAUAACGGAAGCUGAAGGUGUGUCCACCACGUGUCCAAAUGACUGUUCCGGACGAGGAUCGUGCUAUCUUGGCAAGUGCGACUGCAUAGAUGGAUAUCAGGGUGCUGAUUGCAGCAAAAGCGUGUGCCCAGUUUUAUGCUCUUCUCAUGGACAAUACGGCGGUGGUAUGUGCCACUGCGAAGAAGGUUGGAAAGGCGCUGAGUGUGACAUACCGUUAGGUGACUGCCAAGUUCCUGAUUGCAAUCAACAUGGUCAGUGCGUUAGAGGAUCCUGUGUCUGCAAUCCCGGCUGGAAAGGCAUUUUUUGCGACGAACCCGACUGUUCCGAUCCUAACUGCAGCGGUCACGGCGCCUGUGUCUCCGGCAAGUGUUACUGCAAGGCCGGCUGGCAGGGCGAGCGGUGCAAUCAGGUCGACCAGCAGGUGUACCAGUGCUUGCCGGGCUGCUCCGAUCACGGGACAUACGACCUCGAAUCUGCGGCCUGCGUUUGCGAGGAGCACUGGACCGGGGUCGAUUGCUCACAGCCGAGUUGCGGCCUGGACUGCGGACCUCACGGAUCCUGUGAGCGGGGCCGUUGCAAAUGCCACGACGAUUGGACCGGAACGAAAUGCGAUCAAAAACCGUGCGAUGCACGCUGUGCCGAGCAUGGUCAAUGCAAGAACGGAACCUGUGUGUGCAGUCAAGGAUGGAACGGAAGGCACUGCACAUUACCCGGAUGCGAAAAUGGAUGCAGUCGCCACGGACUCUGCACGUUGCAGGACGGUGAAUACAGUUGUGAAUGCUCGACUGGUUGGGCCGGUAGGGAUUGCAGCAUACGGCUUGAAUUAGAAUGUGAUGAUUACCGUGAUAAUGACGAAGAUGGCAUGAGUGACUGUUCUGACAGCGAGUGCUGCUCGCAUCAUGCUUGUUCAGAGCAUAUCAUGUGCCUUGCUAGUAAUAAUCCCGUGGACGUUCUUCUGCGAAAACAACCUCCGAGCGUCACGGCGUCCUUUUAUCAGCGGGUGAAGUUUCUCGUCGAGGAGAACAGCGUACAGAGCUACGCCCACAUGGACGAGUACACGGAAAGUACGUUCUGGAGUUCCUUUACACCGCGUCGAGUUGCGGUGAUGCGAGGCCAAGUUGUUACCGAACAAGGACUCGGAAUAGUAGGCAUCAGAGUGUCCGUGGACAGGGAUGCGCGCUUCGGAUUCACCUUGACCAGAGCUGACGGAUGGUUCGACGUGCUGGUCAAUGGCGGAGGCGCCGUGACGCUUCAAUUCCAGCGCAGCCCCUUCAAACCACUCACGCGGACCGUCUUCGUACCCUGGAAUCAGAUCGUGGUCCUGCCGCCCGUAGUGAUGAUCCUCAGCAAAGAAGGCGAAUCGUAUAAAUCUAACCAGCCGCCGAGCCCGGCAGUGGGCUUCCCAGGGAUUUCGAUGGGACUCUUUAGCGAGCACGGCCCGUGCUUAGAGCACGAUCACGAGACGCUACGGCCCAUUAUUGUUAGCACGUGGAUGCCGGAGAAAGUCGGCGGUUUGCCCGGAAAGAGCAUGGUGUUCGCUGAAACUCAGAUCGUGCAGGAAAGCAUUGCUAUACCGGGUUCGAAUCUCCACUUGAUGUAUCAAAGCAGCCAGGCUGCGGGCUACCUCUCUACCGUGAGAAUGCAACUGACUGGACCGUUCAUUCCGAAAUCGCUGACGCACGUACACGUACACGUCGAGAUCGAGGGCUCGCUGCACACGAAAACGUACGAGGCCGAUCCGAAUCUAACACACACGUUCGCCUGGAACAAGAGGAACGUUUACAAGCAGAAGGUGUACGGUGUGGCACAGGCGAGAAUCUCCAUCGGCUAUCAACACUCCACUUGCCUGUCGGUGAUAUGGGAGACGCAGACGGCCACUUUGCAAGGCUUCGACGUCGAUAUCUCCGAUAUCGGCGGCUGGGGACUCGACAUCCAUCACCAUUACAACUUCCACGAGGGAAUUCUGCAGAAAGGCGACGGCACUACUCUCCAUUUCAAACAGUAUCCGCGCACUGUGAAAGUGGUGAUGGGCACCGGCCUCCAGAGGAGCCUCGUGUGCCAGAACUGCGACGGUCUCGCGAAAGACGCGAGACUCCUCACGCCGGUGGCACUUACAAGCGGACCCGACGGCAGCAUAUACGUCGGAGAUUUCAAUCUCGUGCGCAGAAUCACACCCGAAGGAAAAGUUUACACCGUUCUGAUUCUAAGCGCGACUCAAGUAGCAUAUCAGUACUAUCUGUGCAUCUCGCCGGCUGACGGACACCUAUACAUCAGCGAUCCGGAGAAGCAUCAAAUAUUGAAGGCCCUCUCGUUGGAACAGGUCCAAGAUCCCAGCAUCAAUAUCGAGCCCGUCGUCGGUAGUGGCGAGAGAUGUAUCCCAGGCGACGAAGGACAUUGCGGCGACGAAGGUCCGGCGAUUCAUGCGAAAUUGGCUCAUCCUAAAGGCAUUGCAAUUGCGGCUGACAAAACUAUGUACAUCGCCGACGGAACCAACAUACGUGCGGUUGAUCCUCGAGGUAUUAUACACACGCUUGUAGGUCAUCACGGCCAUCAUAAUCAUUGGUCGCCCGCGCCCUGCACCGGAGCCAUCCCCGCGCACCAGGCUCAAUUACAGUGGCCGACCGGAUUAACCCUGAGCCCAUUGGACGGAUCUCUGCACUUUAUCGACGACAGGCUAGUUCUGAAACUCACCAGCGAUUUGAAGGUGCGCGUGGUUGCUGGAACGCCUCUCCACUGCACCAGCAAUGCGAACAACAACAACAACAACGGUAAUGGAGAGCUGCCGAAAUUAAACUCGUCGAUAACGACGAAUCUGAAGAAACCGGACGAGGUGCUCGGAUCGGUGCUGGCCGUCGGUUUCAGUCCGACGGGCGAGCUGUACAUAGCGGAUCGCGAUUCUCACCGAGUGAACUCCAUCAGGGUCGUCGACUCGUCCGGAAAAAUGUCGCACUUUGCCGGCCAGCAGCAGGAGAGACUACGCGGCCAGUGUGAAUGCAACAAUACUACACCCAGUACUAAGGACAUGGACGCGUGCGCCUGCACGGACGACACUAGCAGCACCGAGACGCUCCUAUCGUCGAAUGCCAAAUUUAUCGCGAUAUCCGCCCUGGCGAUUUCGCCGGACGGUGUCUUACACGUGGCCGACCAGGGCAGCCUUCACAUCCUAGCUCUCCAACCGUAUCUACCGAACCACGACGAAAGUGGAGAGUUCCACAUUCCAUUCCCACCCUCAAACGAGAUCUAUGUGUUCAAUCGUUACGGCCAACACAUCUCCACGAAGGAUCUGACAUCUGGGAAGACUCGCUAUUCUUUCCUGUACAGCAAGAAUACGAGCUUCGGCAAGCUUUCCACGGUGACGGACAGCGCGGGCAAUAAGAUACAAUUCCUGCGAGAUUACAGCAGUGUCGUUAGCUCCAUCGAGAAUACACAAGAUCACAAGUCCGAGUUGAAGAUCUCCGCGGUUGGAUUUUUGGAGAAAUUGUCCGAACGCGGCAGGGCGGAAAUUGCUCUGGGCUACGACGGCUCUACCGGUUUGCUUACCAGCAGAUCAGGAGGCGACGAAACGUACAUAUAUAAUUAUGACAGUCUGGGACGUGUGACCGAUGUAAUACUGCCGACAGGCGAGAAGCUGAAAUUAUUAUCGGACUUGUCCGACGAUGAAAGUCUAUUGGUCAAGGUAUCCGCUCCGUUGCAAGCUUUAUCAAAAGGCGACAAGCAACGAUCUGUGGAAUUUGAGAUGAAGAACGAGAAGUCCAAGAUGUUGACGAUCACUGACGGCACCAAGCUGUUGAAGGCAAUUUCAUUUACUAACAGCAGUCUGGAAGUGUUUCUGCCUGGUGGCGGCCGAGUGUUGAGCGCGGCCACGACAAAACAUCCGCUGUUGGAGCCAUCUUUGCCAGUGGAAGCGGAAAUGCUGCCCAUGUGGAGCUACCAAGUGAUGUCUCUGGGAGAACUAACAAACAUCAUGACAACGACGUAUAAUCUAGUCGGUGAUGUCAGUCAUUCCCAGCAAACGCUCAAUAGAGAGAUCUGGGUGAACGACACGCGAGUGAUAGGCGUCGAGUUCGAGCAGGCUAAUAGCCGCGAAACAUUCUACGACAAAACAGGAACCGCCCUGCUGACGGUGACCUUCGAUCUCGCCGGCCUGCCCUUAAUUUGGCAACCGCACGAACAGGGCCAUAAUCUUAGCAUCACCUACGACCGAUUCAACAGAAUCGAUAGCUGGAAAUGGGGCGCCUCCGACGAAUCCUACGGCUACGAUCGGCACGGUCAGCUGGCGGAAAUCACCAACAGCAAGGACGGCACGAAACGGUACACCUACAACGACUUCAACAUGCUGUCGAAGAUCACGCUCGCCAGCAACAGGCAAUUCUCGUUGCAAUACGACGACGACGGUGGGCUGCGACACAUCAUACUGCCGUCGGAAACCAAGCACUCCUUCUCCUGUCAAGCUUCCCUCGGCUUUCUCAGGGUGACGUACACUCCGCCCGGCAGCACCAGAGCUUACCUGCAGCAUUACAGUCACGAUGGAAAUCUGCUACAGACCGUGUUCCCGGGAGACGGCGCGCGCAUCGUCUACAGAUAUCACACCUCGGGUCAGCUGGCAGAGGUUGUCCACGGCGACGGUAAGAGCGAGAUCAGGUACACCGAGAGCGGCCUGCCCUCCGAGGUGAUACACUCCGAGAGAGAUGUGGAGUACAAGUGGGAUUAUCAGUACAGCGCGGGUCUUCUGGUGGAAGAACGCAUAGAUUUCGGCGCCAAGACCGGCCUGAGCAACGCCAAGUUCACCUUCGAGUACGAUUCCAACUUCCGACUGGUCGCGGUGCAGGGUAGAAUAGGCGGGCAAACGCUGCCGCCGCACACCAUGGCUUACAGUCCGAAGUCGGGCACGCUGGAGCAGAUCGGCCAGUUCAAAGUGACGAGGCCGCAGAUCAAUGAGACGACCGUGUUCGAUGGCACCGCGCUGUUCUCGCGCAUCACGGAUGAUCGGUUCCUGGAGACUCAAGUCACAGUGACGAUCCAUCGAAUGGAGGUGUUCAGGAUGGAGUUCACGCACGAUUCACGCGGCCGCAUCAAUCAAACGAGAACGUACACGCGCAACGUCGCCGUCAACACGUACACGAAUGUCAAGAACUAUACGUGGGAUUGCGACGGCCAGUUGACCGGCGUGGAGGCGCAGGAGCCGUGGGGCUUCAAAUACGACGCCAACGGCAACAUGCUGUCGCUGACGUACCGCGGUAACACGAUUCCGAUGGAGUACAAUACCAUGGAUCGGAUAGUCAAGUUCGGCGAGGGUCUGUACAAGUACGACAACCGGGGUCUUGUCGUGCAGAACGCGAGAGAGGAGAGAUUUAAUUACAACGCCAAGGGGCUGCUCGUGCGCGCCAUCAAACGCGGCCGCUUCGACGUGCGAUACUAUUACGAUCAUUUGGACCGCCUGGCCACCAGGAAGGACAAUUACGGCAACGUCACGCAGUUCUUCUACAACAACCAGAAGCGCCCGCACGAAGUGAGCCAGAUAUACAGUCCGCGCGACGGUAAACUGAUGUCGCUCGUCUACGACGACAGGGGACACCUCAUUUAUGCACAAGUGUACCGACACAAAUAUUAUAUCGCCACCGAUCAGUGCGGCACUCCCAUUAUGAUCUUCAAUCAGUACGGAGAAGGCAUCAGGGAAAUUAUGCGAUCACCUUACGGCCACAUAGUUUACGAUUCGAAUCCAUAUCUUUACUUGCCGGUCGACUUCUGCGGCGGACUUUUGGAUCAGGUCACAUCUUUAGUCCACAUGCCAAACGGAAAGGUUUACGAUCCGUUGAUAGGUCAGUGGAUGUCACCGCUGUGGGAAAAUGUUUUAGACCGAGUAGACAAGCCGACGCACUUACAUCUCUAUAGAUUUAACGGAAACGAUCCGAUUGACGUUAGACAUACAGACAGACCAAGCCAACCAACUGAUCACAUAUCAUGGCUGACGCAUCUCGGAUACGAUUUGAAGAGUCUGGCGCCGCAGCUGUUCCCGAAUGAACUUCCGGAGAGCCUCGUUCCUCAGGCGCCUGGUCCGGGCACUUCCAUAUUCGGCAAGAAGAAGAGAACGCGCAAUCUGGGCGUACAGUCCGGUUUCCUCGCGCACAUCGCUCAGAGGCAUUCGGGCGACGCUGUGAGUUUAUCGGCGCCGCCGCGAUCGGCUCUGAAGAAGGACACCAGCGAGCUGAUACCCAGCCGUUUGGGCGCGGCGUCGGAUCCGCCGUUCGGCAAAGGCAUCCUGGUGUCGAGAACCGCCGACGGUCAGGCGGUGGUGUCCAGCGUGCCGAGCGCGAACGCGAUCUACGGCGACGUGUUCACAUCCGUGUUCAAUCGCUCCUACUUCCUGCCGUUCACAUUCGUCGUGCACAGCGCGCAGCAGGACGCCUUCUACUUCGUCAAGGAGGAAACCUGGCGGGCCAGCGAGGAUCGCGGUCAGCUGAAGCGGCUAGGCGGUCAGGUGAACACCACGUUCCACGAGAACGAGAACGGCAGCGGCAGCAGCUCGCUAAUCGACGUGAAGAUACACGGCGCCAGCUACGUGGUGAAUCUACGCUACGGCACUACGGCGGAGAAGGAGAAGCAGAGACUGCUGCAUCACGCGAAGGCGACCGCUAUCAGGAAAGCGUGGCACCGGGAGCGCGAGGCGCUCAAGGCGAACACCCCGACAUCCGUCGAGUGGAUGGCCGCCGAGCAGGAUGAGAUACUGAAGAUCGGCCUUGCGUCCAAUUACGAAGGCGAAUAUAUACACGACGCGCAGCAGUACCCCGAACUCGCGGAGGACCCCUACAACAUCAGGUUCGUGAAAAAGGCCGUCGAUCAGUCGAGCAAGAAGCGACGCAGGAGGAGAGGCGCGCCGUCCUGUAAGCUCUGGUGGAUAGACAAGAUGUGCUAGAGCGACACCGCAUCCGGGAGUCAGUCGUAUCGUCCCCCUCGCGCGGGGACAUUGUCCAGUAUCGAAGCCGUGGAAACUUUGGAGUGAGCGACAUCAGGAAAGAGAGAGAGAGACGCGUGAAAGUCAACGUGGAAGGUAAAGAGAGCCGAGCGAGCCGCUGUUGCACGCAGUAGCGCAGCGUCCGUAUAUGCACGCCGCAUAUAUAAACGUACUGAACACUAUCAAAAAGUUUUAUACCAAAGUCUAUUUGUGUAUUUCAAAGAUGCCAAAAACACUAUAACGUUAUAUUAUAUAUAAUAUAUUAUAAAUAUACGCGAGAUAUAGGGUACAUAGUGUGUAAGAGCGUUUAAGCACACGCGGAGGAACGCGAGUUUCACCAAGUAUUCGCUCCACGGACCAGCUGCGCGACCGAUCCGCGAUUGGCAGAUCCGCGAAAGCCUUAUAAGCGACGGCGGGGAAAAGGAGAGGAGAGAACCGGGAGAAUGGAGAACUGCUCGAUCCUGAACUGCGAGCUGUGGAAGACGGUGGGAACAUUGCGAAGAUUUUCUUCCGGAGAAUUCGGCGCGACGUGAGCGCAGCUGGAGAGCUCUCGUUUGCCAGUUCGCAGGUUUGGAUUCAGUUCCAGGAACCCCCCCCCUCUGGCUAUGUUCGCGCGAGGCAAGGCCGGCAAGCUCGUCGAGCUUGCGUUCGAGGCCUAAGAAUACGGCGGACCGUAUGUCGUGUACAUCGUACACGAAUGGUACACCGCAUUGAUACAAGGUAAUUAUAUUGUAUAUCGUGAACGAUGGAAAAAAGAAGAAGAAGGAGAAACAGAGAAACAGGCCAUUCGUCGUUGAGGGCGACUCGAGUGAGAGAAACUAGUCAAUACAUAGCUUUACAUUGACGUAGCAACUUUCUUCGGUGUAGGAUAAAUGCGAGGAGAGUGCGAAACAGGAAGAACGACGCUAUUGACGUCACGACGUUACAAGCCACGUGUGUGUUUGCCCGGCCAGUCUUGUUCGACCGAAGUUUUAACGUCGUACUUAGGGGAAGAAGCGCGGUGAGUGGCGGAAGAACGGUAUCCGCAGCAACAGAUGUAGUCGCUUGGGAGCGCGAAGACAAACACGAAACGUGUCUCAACAAUGAAUGGCCCCGGUGAGAAGCGGACCGAAGAAAAGAAAUCGAAAUGAGGCGACCUUCUCGGUGUUCUGGAAGAGGAGCGGCGAUCGUGCGGAUUCGAUCGUGCGGUCUCGAGCUUGAAUUUCCGUUCGCGGCUUUAGGCAAUUAAGAACGAGACGAAUUUGUAUUAUAAAGUGGUGCUUUUCUUGUACGGCAAGAGAGAGAGAGAGAGAGAGCGAGAGCGAGAGAGAGAAUGAGAGAGAGAGAGAGAGUGAACGAGAGAGACCGAAUGAGAGAAAUCGGUGGAGUGAUGAGCGUGCAUGUGGACGUCGGAUACCAAUAGCGAAACUAAGCGUAUUUUUAACAUGUGGAUGUGUCCUAUCCGUAGCGUAAGCGCUCCCGAUCGUCGCCGAUCGGCGAAUCUGUAUCGCAUCGUCGUGUGCGCGAGUGUGCAGAGAGAUAAUCGUUCGGGAUCGACAGUGGGGAAGUUCCUCCGUGACUCGCGGCAGGAGAACCGUGUGAACCGAUGUCCGCGCAUAGUAACGAAGGGCAAACACGAUGGUGGAAUGAAAACUCAUUAUCGGUAAAUAAAUACGUAUACAAUAUCGCAUAUUUGUGCUUGCUGGAUAUGAACGUAUUCGAACGUUAAACUAUGUUUCCUCACCGAGAAUACUAAGUAUGUGUAUCCAAAAUUACCGCUCGCCAAGUACCGAUCGUUUCGCCUGUAUGUGUAUGUGUGUACGCGCGCGUGUACGUGUGUAUAAGUGUGCGCCGAUCGCUCCCCCCAGCGCACAAAACCCAUAUACGUGCAUCGAACCACCUUUAGCACACCGGAAGUACCUCUCGUUGCCCCCAUUUCCCCCCUCCCUCCUUCCAUACCCCGUCCGUGAGUCCUUUGCCGCCCUUUCCCUCGUCCUUCUCUUCCUCGUGUAAUCCCGGAUCUAUCGAUCCAUCGCUCGUAUUGUUUGCUCGCGUCUCCACGAACGUUCGUACUCGCCAUUGAUAUUUUGCAGCGCGGCUUUAGAGACGGUGCCGUUUAUGGAUAGUUAAUGGCACAACGACAUAUUGCUGUCUGAAUAGAUGAAAGAAAAAAAACGUUAUCUAUAUGCUGAGUGUAUAAAAAAAUAAAUAUAUAUAUAUAUAUAUAUAGAAAGAGAGAAAAAGAGAAAUAUAGAAAAGCUUCGUAACGUAUUUUUAACUCGAGCGAGUGUUUAGACCUAUGAUAGCCGACCAACGCAAAAUCCUAAAAGACGUCUAAGAGAUGUCCGUAGGAUGUCUGGAAAAAAAAAACUAAUAGUUUACGGCUUCUUUUAGGGAUUGUGUUGUCUGGGUAAUUCCAAACCGCGGUCCAAAACAAGCUCCCAUCGGAGACGCGCGCGCUCGCGUCGACGAGGCCGCAAGGGCGAGCCUUUUUGUACAUUUCACGUUCUCGUCGCCACGUGCGAGCGCGCGAAACGAUGCGGUGAAACGGAACUCGCUAAAUCGCACCGCGAAUCUAUCUCCGUGCGUGUUCAUCAUCGCGUUCUCUUACGGACGGCCGCGCGAACGAGCUCGAUCGUCGAGCUGCAUUCCUCCCUCGCUUAUUCGACGUCGGGCUGAUAUUCCAAUUUAACUUCGUUCUAACUUUAUCACUAGAAAGUAUUCCAUCUUCAAAAGAUUGAAAAUCUUGGAAGCGACUUGUCUCGAUUGAAUUCGGUCUCUCAUGAGCAAUCGUCUUCAUCUUGAAUCACGCACUUUAUUUUAAUGUAAAAAUUUAAUAAGAACACUGACAAUCCUAUACUGAAUAAUGACGAUGAAGCAAUUACUAUCUCUCAUCUUAAUGAUAAAAGUAAUAAUAAUGGACUGCCAUCGAUUUUCUAUAAAUUGCAACUUUCUCGAGCGAAAUAGGAAUGCCUCGACACUCGUGGACGUCUAAACACUCAUCGUCCCUCCCCGGCCAGCCAGCCCUUCACACCUGCUCCCCACUGCCCGUCACACUCUUGAUCUUUAACCGUAUUAUGUAUUCGCCGUCGGAUCCGGCAGCGGUGCGUUCAAGAAGAAUCGACUAUUUUUAAAUAUCACGUGUCAAAUUAACGAGCGGGCCAGCGUUAGCCGCGAUACGUGUCGUAAGAACGGGCGGGGCCCCCCAUUCGACUCGAGGCCCGACCGUCACACGAUUAUAAUAUUAGGAAAAGAAAUUCACUCUCUAACUUCCGUGAAGUUUCAUCUCUCGUUUUUGCGAACUCGUUCCAGAUUCGUUCGUCCCCCCGCGGAUGGUCGUGGGGGAUCGCGACAAUUCCAUGUACUUCUUUAAAUAAAAAAGAAAAAAAAACGAAGUAGAGCGCGCGAAGAAAUAAUAAUUAUAUGAGAUAAAUAAAUAAAUAAAUAUAUAUAAAUAUAUUGAGAAAAUAUAUAUACACAAACACACACACGAGAGGAGCUAGUGUGGCCAAUUAUAUAGCAGUAAUUGUCGAUCCACGCAUUGCGGCGCGAUUGGUUCUCGAGACGCGCGAUUUCGGACUCGAGUGCGACUCCACGCCGAAGAAAAAAAAAAAAAAAUAAUGGAAAAAGAAAUUCGGAAUUCCGGAAACGUGACGGAAGUUGAGGAUGUGAGAGCGAGAGCGAGCGAGAAAGAGAGAGAGAGAAAGGCAGCGUGAAAGUGAGAAAUAUUGAGGAUUAAGCGAGCGCGAAAGAGAAGCAGAGGAGUCAGCCACGCUAAAGCUACUACGACCACUACCCUAGAUAGAUUACGCUACUUUGCCGCUGAUCUAAUUGUUUACUGUCACGUGUUGCUGUAAACCUAAACCUAACGAUACGAUAUUAUAUAUAUUUUAUUUAUAUAACCUAAUCGACUGUAUUUAUUGUAAAUAGUCACGAUGUUUGCUAUGAUAUAAUAUAUCUGUAAUUGGAU
Linepithema humile (Argentine ant) is the source of this 14174-nucleotide messenger RNA. The record is from RefSeq and is a predicted model, not a curated record. Lineage: Eukaryota; Metazoa; Arthropoda; Insecta; Hymenoptera; Formicidae.